AUGUUCUCCACAGAAGUACUGACAGAUCAAAUCACCGCUACAUUGCUAGUUAUUGCUGAAACGGAUGACAAAAGCCUUCUGGGGCGCAUACACAAUGGCGAUCUGCAACAGGCUAAGAGCUCAUCUACAAAUGUAUUGCUGUACACCAUCAAUGCGAAAAUCGAGCUGAAAAGAAUACCACAGUGCGUAAUAGAAGAGGCCAUUAGCGUGGAAAUGUAUGUGACAACACCUGACAUCUAUCGAGAGUUCUCAAUGCUCAAUUUGAGAAGGGCCAAGAGCUCGACCACCGAAAAGCGAUGUUGCUCGGCGACGGGGCGAAUCGCACCUUUCCGGUCUGGGACAGCUAGGAUUGAUCGCGUUGCCAUGCUAGUCUCCGAAUCCAGCCCCAAAAUGCCCGCCAGCUACUCCAGUACGCCGAUUUCUGGGUUCACCGGACACAUUCCCGGAGCUAAAUGGCAAGUAGGAAGCCGUUAUAGGCCUCCUACAAGGGCUCUGCAGUCUUCCUACGCUCCAUCUUCGUUUUCGGACCAAUCAAGCGUUCAAUUCUCGCCGGAACAAUCGCGACGUGGUUACAAUGAAAGGAAUCAAGGUGGAUCCGAGCCGCCAUAUCCUGAAGACUCACAGUUAUCAUUGCUUCGUCCUGGAAGCUCGGAGAUGUCCAUCAUCUAUAAUAGUGAAGGUUUUCCAGUGCGUAUCAUAAAGAACAAUCAAGUGUUACAUACAAGUACAAGUGAUGCGCAUUCAAUACGAGGCCUGAAUAGUCCAGGCAGUGAGCACCUGAGAAAUGGAUUUCCGCUCGAAAAUAGCCCCCAACCACAGACCAGACCUCCAUCAGUGAAGCAGAGAGCAAGAAGUUUGCCAAGAAGACCAGUUGAGAGAGAUCCUUUCGAAGGAUUGGAGGGAGGAUGGUGGAGUAAAGGAGAAGUGCUGAGGAACAAAGAACGACGAGAAUUAGCGAAUACUGGUAAAACAGUUGCUGGAGGUGACUGGUCACAACGACCGGAGACACCGAAACAGCAAAGGCAAUCCAGGUGGAAGGAGGAGGACGAUGACAACAUACCUGCAGCUGGAUACAGUGGACAUAUGCCAGGUCUGCGACAACUUGGAAUCGGGAAAUCCUUCAAUGCGGCUGCUAGAGAGGCAAAACGAGAUUAUAGCCUUCGACGACGAGCUAAUAGUGGAGGCAGAGCGGAGACCUCCGGCACAUCAGUUUCUCGCAAUUCUGAUGCACAGAAUGAUUCAUACAAUGAUGGCUCACGCUCUAGAAAGCAGACCGAAUACACAUACCAUCGAAUGAAUGAAUAG
Ostertagia ostertagi is the source of this 1305-nucleotide messenger RNA. The record is from the annotation of a GenBank genome assembly. Lineage: Eukaryota; Metazoa; Nematoda; Chromadorea; Rhabditida; Trichostrongylidae.